AAGAGCCUCCUUAGCAUAUUUCAGACGUCAGUCGCAAGGUGAAGGGUGCUUCGUGCUUCCGUCGGGGGAUUAAUGACUUCGAAGGAAAGAGGAAGUAGAAAGAAAGACCAUUGCUACAUCACUGGGUAAAGCUGAACGUGAAAAAGCUGGAGGCUGAACGAGAAGGCAGCGCUCUCAACAGGACAGCACUACAGUCUGGCAGCAAUUUAGAGUUAUUGUCAUAUCGAGAAAAGGAACGAUCAAGCCACAUGCAGCAUCACUGACGCGUUAUUAAAUUAUUUCUCUAAGCCCAACAAUCAUGGAGAAGGGACGGAUGAAGCUUUACGCUGCGUUUCUGGCAGUCCUGAUCGCCGUUGCAGUCAUUGUCGGUGUCUCAGUCCACUAUGGAACAAAAGCUAACAACGACAGCGCAGAAAAAGGUAAAGUUGUAAACCCGUCUCCAAAGCCCCAGUCCACUGCAAAGCCAACGCCAUCACGACCGCCAAACGCCGCUAAAGUGUUUGCCAAGGCGGCGGUAGCAACGGAUCAUGAGCUCUGCUCAAAUAUCGGCAAGGACAUUCUAAAGCAACACGGCUCUGCAGUCGAUUCUUUGAUUGCCUCGUUGAUAUGUGUCGGUGCUGUCAAUCUUCAUUCUACUGGAAUUGGCGGUGGUGGUUUCAUGGUCGUUUAUAAUAGGAAAGAGAAGAAGGCUGAAACAUUCGACUAUAGGGAGACGGGACCCGCCACCAUGACAGUUGACAUUUUCAAUGCCGAUCCAAAUUUGGGUAAAGUAGGAGGAAAUGCGGUUGGUGUUCCUGGGGAAAUCCGUGGAUUGCGAGCAGCAUUUAACAAGUAUGGGCAAUUGCCAUGGAGAAAGUUAUUCCAACCAACAAUUGAUCUCUGUAGAAAGGGAUUUCCUAUCGGAAAGGCCCUUUACGAAAAUAUGAAGAAAUACAGAACUACCAUUCAAAAAGAUCCUGGCUUAAGAGAACUCCUCUUCCAAGCUGACGGCACAACUCUACUCGCUGAAGGGUCGAUUCUAAAACGCGUAAAGCUGGCUAAUACUCUUGAAAAAUUAAGUCUUAUGCCCGAUGAUAUGUACAGUGGAGAUGUAGGAAAACAGUUCAUAACUGACGUCAGAAAUGCAGGGGGUAUUAUGUCAAUGGAAGAUCUAAUAGGAUACAAGGUCCUUGAGAAGCAACCUCUAGUAAACAAACUGGGAAAACUUACACAUUAUACACUACCUGCGCCAAAUGGUGGACCAGUACUCACGCACAUUCUGAACAUGAAUUCAGGGUACAAUUUUACAAGUGCAGACACGUCGACAAUAGAGCGCAGUAUCCUAACAUACCACCGCAUUGUCGAAUCAUUCAAAUUCAGCUACGCUUACAGGCCUUACUUAGGAGAUCCUGAUCACCAGACGAAUGCCACUGAGUUCAUGAUGAAUUACAACAAAGUGAUAAGCAAAGCUCAAGCAGAACUUGAUAGGCAGCGAAUUGAUGACUCCAAAACACAUAACACUUCAUAUUAUGCCGAUUUCUUCGCAAAGGCAGAAGGCUACGGUACAACGCAUGUAUCCGUUUUGGCGGAGAAUGGCGAUGCGGCUGCAGCAACCGACACUAUCAAUUUUGCUUUUGGAGCUAAGUUUCGUUCUUUGACAAGUGGUAUAAUAUUCAACAAUGAGUUGGCUGAUUUCUUUACAAAUGCGUCUUACUCCGGUUACUCGUGGCCAAAGGCUAACGCCCCUGGACCGGGCAAAAGGCCGCUAUCAUCUACCUGCCCAUCUAUAAUUGUUGACGAAAAUGGUGAUGUAGUAAUGGUAGUUGGGGCUUCGGGCGGUACCAGGAUAACUUUGUCUACUGCAUGGGUUAUCAUGAAGACGCUUUGGUUCGGGAUGGAACUCGGGGCGGCUGUUGUGGAUGGCCGCCCACAACAUGCAUUGUUCCCGGAAUACAUCAGAAACGAGAAGAAAAACCCAAUGGACCCUGCUAUUAUUGACGGCCUUAGGAAGAAAGGCCAUGUAGUUUUGACUAGUUCCCUUUUUGCCGUUGUGCAAGCAAUCUAUAAGAGUAAAGAUGGUUUGGUGUACGCAAAAUCUGACCCAAGGAAGUAUGGAAAAUCAGCUGGUUACUAGUUCCGUUUAAAGGCAAAUGCAUCCCUGAUGACGUCUUUUUCUGUAUUUAAAAGCACUUAAAGACAAGUAUAUUUGAAACACUGAUUUAAUAAUUUGACACAAAGACACAUGUAACAUUUUUGCUAGUUUUAUGGCAGAAAUUCUAAUGCAACAUAAAAGAAAAAUGCAUAACAAUCAUUUGUAAGCCAGCACACUAUUAUUGCCAAUUAACUAUGGAAAUGUUCACAUUACCACAAAAGGAUGGGGUGCCAACUCCAACACCGAUCUGCAGCCCUAGAGAGAUUCUGUGACUUUCAGUAUUUAUCUAGUGUAUUUAGUAUUAAUCUUUUCAUUGUAUUACCCUAUCGAAACUGAUUACUUUUUAUUGGUUUUUUAGACAUCAGAUAUCAGGUAUCUAAUGGAGCUUUAUCUUGUAUCAAAUAUGCUUAGAACUAGCAGCACCUUAGUCACAUCACAACUCUACUAGCCUACGCUAAUUUACUGGCCUACGUUAGUUAUAGGUAUAAAUAGUUUAUAUCUACACUUCUUUCGUUUUAACUAGAUAAAUUUAGUUUUGCAUCGACCUAAAUGCAGCUAAAUUAAUUAAAAGAAUCAUG
This is a messenger RNA of Rhopilema esculentum, 2709 nucleotides long. Its product is annotated as glutathione hydrolase 1 proenzyme. Gene Ontology annotation, cellular component: plasma membrane. Gene Ontology annotation, molecular function: glutathione gamma-glutamate hydrolase. The record is from RefSeq and is a predicted model, not a curated record. Gene Ontology annotation, biological process: glutathione catabolic process. Lineage: Eukaryota; Metazoa; Cnidaria; Scyphozoa; Rhizostomeae; Rhizostomatidae.